UACUGCAUUGAGUGAUAUCCAUAUGGACACAGUCUUCAUGUGGCAGCAUUGUCGACCAUUCAAGACCUUUCCCCCAAAGGUGAUGAGUUUUAACGGCACCAAUAGAGAAGUCUGUUCAGAGUAUUUACAAAGAGCAGGAGUGGUGGGGGUGUGUGAGUCCUCUCAUGAUGUCCUGUUCCGUAAAGAGCUCAUCCUGACCACUGUGAGCUCAGCUACGUCUGAAUCCUCCAUCUCCAACUCUUGUCGGCAGCUUUCUCUGAUUACAUACACUACGAGACCCAUACAGAUGAAAAUGAGGAGGAUUAUGCCUAUGACCUGGGUGCAAAAGAGUAAAGCAACACUUCGUUAAGGAAAUAUUCACAGAAAAUGUCUGUGUUUGAUUCAAAAGUGCUUGAUUCGUAGUUGACAAUAGGUCAUGGCAUCAAAUUUGGAUGAAUCCUCCUUGGUCCAAACUGUAAAGUAAAUGGACUUACCUGAGAAAAGACAAAGAGCUGCUGCGAGCGAAGCAUGAGUUCUUGAAGGGCAUCUCCCUCACUAACUGGCUCGCACCACUUCUGCGGAGCCGCCUUGUCAACUAUUACAAAUCUGCCUUCCCAGUCUGUCAUGGCACAAGCAAAGUAUUGGCCAUCUAGAAACAAUAAGAUCAGCCACACGAUGGCAGGAACAAAACUGGAGAGGGAAACAGUUUUACUGCACCACGCGUCACAUCUGCAUCCUUGAAUGAUCAGCAUCAAAGUGAAAGCCAUGACGGCAGGGAUGAUGAAGAAGGCUGAUGAAAACACUCCGUUCCAUGUGGGGUUGCAAGGACACUCAAACUCCAGCUCCACCAGCUUCUCUAGUCCCAUGAGGAUAAAGCCAAACGCCACAUUUGAUACCAGAGGACUGUUGCUUAGUUCAUUUUUCAGCCUGGUAAGCCAUUGUUGUCUACUUUCCAUACUAGAUUGACCAAAGAAUGAAGACAAUCGUUGUAAAAAGCCCAAAAGAGGGUCCACCGUUGUGAACACAUUGGCAACAGAUAAGUGAUGCGUAAUUAACUCAUCCAGGGGUAAGUUUUCCCCUCGGGCAAAAUGCCACACUUCCACUCUGAUUGGUUUGGAACAAAGGAGGGUGUGCCGUCUGCUCUGACAUUUCUCCAGCUGAUUGGCCUGUGUGAGGUUUCAGGUGGGGUUACAUUUUAAAUAUGGUCUCUCUUGGACAAACUGGAGGGAGGGCUGUAAAGUGGAGGGAAGUUUGUUCUGCGGCUGCACACAGACUGAGUCCUUUGCAAUAACUCAGCAAAAACACAUUCACAGAGUUAAAGGGGGACGUUUCUAGAUUGAUUAAUCAAUUUACAGGCCAAUAUAUUCUUUUCAUGGAACAAAAUAAGAAAAAGCUACCAUUUCAAAACCUCUAGCAGUAAUGCCACUUAAUGUGCGCCACAAUAUCACAAGCUGAGUUAUAAUUAUAGUCAAGUGAAAAGUAUUCUUGGUAUUUUUUCCCCCCUUUUGGUUCAUUUAUUGCAAUCCUCUGCAGCUCCUGAAGUAAAAUACAUGCAGAUUUGGUUUUGUUUACUACAAGUGGCCACAUGAGGGCGCCCAUGCAGCAGCACAGAUUAAGGGGGAUUACAGGAGGCCAUGUUGAACUUUCAAGGGGAUGUGGUUCAUACAGCUUGAGAACAGCCAGGCCACUGAUGUGAUGACAUAAUUUAUAAAUGACCUCACUGAGCUCAAGAGCAUCACCAUAAUCUGCUCACAUUAAUACCUGACAGGCAGGAGCAAGUAUUUGGGCUCUGUGAAAUAGGAUUGGAAAGAUGGGACUGUUGAAAAGGGAGGUUUGCUUUCAUUUCAUCUAUAGAACCAUUUGACAUUUUUUUGAAUUCGACUACCCAAAAGAGCGCCUUUUCAAAUACUUGUCAUGCCUGCAUAGUUUUAUAAGACUGGCUUUCUUGCUGCUGAAAAACGGGAAGUGAAUUUAUAGUGACAUUAAUAUUGCAAGAGCUGCUGAAAAGAGGAAACCAUAUGGACCAUGCUGCUGCUGUACCAUGGUCACUUGUAUAAAUGCAGAGUGGGCAGUAACAUCCUCCAAAUGGAAGAUGAUAAAAUGUGCACCUGUUAUCGCAUGAAGGAGAUUAUCCGUAAAUCAGAGAAUGGAGUCUCAGAAUAAGUGCCUGACUUCACAAACAGAACCAAUUACAUACAUGUUCCCGGCUGUGUGUGUGUGUAUGUGUAUGUGUGCGUCCGUGUGUUUUUUAUCCACGGUCAUGAGCGCAUAGGGCACGCGCAGCUUGUCGUUGCUGCCGUCGGUGUCCUACCAGCAUCUGUUCCUCUUUUUGGAGCAGACUUGUGUUUCGGCUACAUCAGCUCCCAUCGGGAAUAAUUUGUGCGCUACUUUCAUUUUAAUCACCGCAACGUUACCGCGAGAGCGUAAAUGCGCAUCGCUCUGCGCAUCUUUGAAUCUUCAGAACUACACUGUGGACAAUCUCCCUGACAUCCAGAGACCUCUCCUCCGCAAUCCGACGGGGCUUCUUCACCGCCUAUGGCCGCACAUCGGCAUCCCUGAGCCGCCGGCCUCGUCCCCCGGACCUUUCACCCAUCGCUGUCCUCAAAAGCUCCCGCAAAUCAGGAAGACAUCUACAAACAAUUUGGUGUCAUCAUCCUCGGCGUACUAUUUUUAAAGAACCCGGUGCAAUGCUGGGCCCAUCUCUCUAGAUCUUGUGAUUAAAACACGAUCUCUCCUCCCACAUUCGUCCGACCGAGACCCUGGUACUCUCGUCGAGCCCCGAUGAUGCAUCCUAACGCAGUGAUGUUGGUCCUUCUGGGGAAAUUGGUGCUGCCCUUCGUCUCGGCGCAAAACGGUAAGAAAGCAGAUGUGACCGUGGCGUGAUUGUAAACAGCGCGGUAAGGGAAAGUGACUUGACUUGUGUGAAGACGCCCGAGCGGAAUGUUUUCCAAGGAGGAUACGGAGUGUGACUGCGUUAAAUCUACUACUACACUUUCAUGCAUCCCGACAACAAGGCCAGAGUUAGACACCAACAAAUCUGAUACAGUCACUGACCGCAGGACCGAACUCUUAUCAGAGAAACCAGCCCAUGUUGUGACAUUAUUGCAAGGUUAUUUACUGUCAAUUGAGCGCACUGUAGGUGUGUCUGUGAGGGGAAUGAGCUGACACUUUCAGGCAAGUCGAGCAUGUUGUCUAAUUAGUUUUCAAAUGGACCUUUAAUGGAAUUAUUGGGCCAAACUAAGCCUAGGACAAACAUGAAAUUAGUUCAUAUUUACAGUAAGUGGUCUACGGUGGCUUUAGGGUGCCAGAGUGCAGUUUGUUUGGCCAAAGGGGGGUUGGGGACAGUGUGUCAAGCAAGACUAACCUGCUCUGCUUGCUGAUCCAGUAACAUACAAUCAACACCAAACACAUGCUUAACGUUUGUCCAGUGUGUGCCGUAAAUACUGUAAACACAAGGCCUUUCUGAAGCACUGUUGCAGAGCCUGUGCACUAACUGUUCUGACAAAGCCCUAUUACAACACAUUUCCUGUCUAACAGCAAUACUGAAAACACAAAUAUCAUCCUGUUAUUUUUCUGAUUUUAAUAUUUGACCCGCAGAUGUCCUUUCUUUCUAAAUAUCAAAACACUGAGUGUGGGGUUUGGCUUAGAGCUGCAGAGAACAGUCAUUUGUUACUUUUAUUUCAAGAGUUCACCGUGCAUUAAUGGUAAAAAAAAAAUAAGCGAACAUGAUGUGGUUUAAGUAAAUGUCAGCAACAUGCUGAUGGGUGUUCGAGGCUGCCCUCCUCUGAAACACCAUAUCCUGACUUCAAAUUCAGUUGAAUCAUGUCACCCAGAGGGACACACAAGUCAGCAGCCAUUCGUGACACUAAAGUGGAACCCUCUUGAAUUUUUGUUCUGUCGUUUUACAACAUAAAUACGAUUUCACUCUUUGCAGCUUCGACAUAACUGGAAGCAUUUAAGGGGGUUUUAAACAAAAGAGCUACUGUCACCUGCCUGUAGUCAUGUUAUUUAGGAGAGCUCAACCUGACACAGCCCUCGUGCCUACAGCUAUCAUCACUGACAUGAUCUAAUCCCCUGUCAGUGAAUAAUAAAACAGAGAAUUACUCGGCACACUUAUAAUCAUGAUGCUUAAUGUCCACCUCCUCUUCUCUGUGGGAUAAUUAGACACCCACCAUGCAAGACUUUAGACCACAUGUGUUUUGAUGAGGGGAUGAGGAGGAUGUUAAACUCACUCAACCACUCUCAUAUCUUUUAAGGGCUUAUUUAAAAAGAAAUCUUUGAAGUGUUUCUCAUAAUUUAUGCCUCUUCACUUCUAAAUAAGUGAAAUAUACUGGGACAGCUUGAACUAUUUAUGUGCCAUACUGUAACACAAUAUGAAAAAAUAAUUAAAGCGCAGUAAGUGAAAUCUAGAUCAUUUAACAAGACAGCACAAGCGAAACUUACACCUUCUGCGAGCGAGGAGACAAAACAAACCAAAAUACCACAGUAGUUACAUAACCCAAUACUAUUUCUUGAAUUUAUCUCUUGUUCUUUGUUAAUUUUGUCGAGGUGCUUGAAGUGUGUGCGCACACAGCGAGGAAUUCUCUGAUCUUGCUAUUUGGAAAAUCAAAUACCCAAUAAGCCUUCUAUUGUUUGAUAGAGCUCAAGCAAAGGCAUUCCUGACACUUCCUGUGGUCAUGGCCAGUGUUAGCGCCCACUCACUGAGGCCCAGUUCACACUACAGAACCACACACAUACAGACACACACACAUACAGCCAGGGGUCAGUGAAAGACAGACUGGUGGCAGCCAGUCACUUAAAGCUCAUGUGCUUUGGCUGUUUCAUGUAGACAUCCGUAAUUCAUGCUAAUCCACAGACAGCCUACAUUCAUUACAGCUUUGAUCAUAGUUACAUGAAGACAGAGUCAGGUUUUCACGAUUCUGUGUAUUUCCUGAUGUAUAGUCAUGUUGCACGCUCCCAAAAGCCAUUUCAUCUCGCUCACAGUUCAGAUUAAGGGUAAUCGGUGCAUGGCUCCUUAUGCAAUCCUAGAUUUUCCUGUGAUAUUACAGAGUUCAGGCGGCGCUGUGUGCGGAAUAAUAAUUAUAAGUGCAUGAGAUGUAAUCAAUGUAUGUGGGAAGCAGAGGGAAUAUUUGCCUUUUCCCCCCCACGCUUGCAAGAAAGUAGGGCUACUAUAGGUGACCACUUUCUGCGACAGAUAUUCUGAGGACUGUAAAUAGCAUCCGUCCAUUCUGCCUCGUUUCUAUUUUUACCUCCGAGACACAGCACUGAGAACUGUGGCUUUAAGGUCCUUUUGUGAAAGUGAAUUCAUUAACUCUUAAUGGACGGCCUCCUUGUGCACAGCUGCGCAGCCUUCUAAAGGCUCGCUAGGUGGCUGUGUGAACAAUUUAAGCGGGGAGAUGAUGGGAUCUCUAUGCAAAGAAAAUAAAGAGCUGUUGAGAAGGUGGCUGGGGCAGACCUGAGGAAGUGCAUCUCUAUCUUACAUAAUUCCCCCCUACAAAAGCAUGCAGCCUGCUCUUGCUGCCAACUUUGUUGUUGUUGUUUUAUAGCAGCCUGGGUAAAUCAAAGCAGUCAGAUCACGGUAGGACAAUCAUUAGAAAAUUUUGCUGAUUUUACUGUAGAAACGACAGCUUGUAUUUACACGUGUUUUCUUUUGUGUUACCGGUUACAGCACCCGGUUUAACCGUUGCUUAAGAUGAAGAACACAACCGCAAAGAUUGCUUCUUGUCAAGGUUACACAAUUGAAGUAUUAGCACAUGAUGUAGAGCAAGCCUGCCCACACGUAUUGCAAUAUGUACUGCAAUUACAGUAUGGUGUUUUGUCAAUACAGGGCCCUAUAACUCUUCUCCAUUCCACUGGUGCAUUAUCAUCGACAGAGGCCAAUAUUGCAUUUUAUGAUAAGCAGUUACAGCUGCAUACCAUCCGAUCAAUAGGCCUACAUGAUGCUGCAGCAUGUCCAUUAUCAUGUUUCUGUCCAGACUCUGGACAAAGGUUCAUUUGUAAGUCUGGAAAAUAUGCAGUAAGACCCAAGCCAACUCUUACAAUGAGUCAUGCUUCCCUACUGUGAAAUCUGAUACAGAAUGCACUGAUUGGGAGAAACAUGGCACACUAUAAAACACACUGCUGAUAUGCUGUAAACGCUGAUUCACAGCUGCACGGUGAUACAAAUUCACUUUACUGGUGAUUUGUCCAGGGCAAGUUUUGCUGACUGUGCACCGUGUUUUUCUCCUGCUUUACAUUUAUACAGUUACUCUUGGCUACUGCUGGAAAUUCCCCAGCACAGUUUUGUACUCCUGCCAGUUCUGCUGGGGGAAAUCACCUUAAGUGUGUUGCAGAAAUGCAGCUCACAGAUAAAAUACUCAGAGGUUACACUUAGGUAAACCUGUCCUGACUUUUUUUUUUAAUUUUCUUUUUGUGAAAUCAUGUUUUUUUCUAACUUAAACCUCAUGCUAGCAGAUAUUCAUAAGAAAUUAUACAUAAACAAAACUAUAAUUAUAAGUCUGUCAAAGAUUUGUGAAAAGGAGUCAUACAGGAAACAAACAAACAAACUGAGGAGACAAAACGAGAGAUGUCACCUCUAAUUGUAGUUAAGUUGUUAUUUCAAAGAUGAGAAUCAGAGUCCCAUCUUUGAAACAUCUAUCUCUGUGUUUCUUUGAUUGGACUUGAAAUCAUUUGAAUUCCCUUGUUUUGACCCCUGAUAGAGCAAUAGGAAGUACUCCCUAGUCGUGAUUAAAGGAUGGGAUUAAAGCAUUUCUACCCCAGCACAGGGGGUUAUUGAGAUUUAAAUCUCAUUAAACUGUUGCCUCUCCUUUGUGAUCCGAAUAGCAGACUGUAGAAAAACAAGAGAAAAAGAAAGACUGUCGGCCUCAAGUCUCCUUCAACUGAAGAUUCAUUUAGCAUAUAAUAGCUAUACUGUGCACUAUCACUGUGGCAUCAGAUAUUCAGCGAUGUGAUAAGUCAGUGCAUUCAGGGCUAUAUAUCAUCACUGCCUUUCAGACACAAACACGGCAUAUCACAGCUACUGUAUCUCUUCUAAAUCUAAAUUGAAUUGUGAAUAGUAUAUUACAAAACAUACCUUUUGAAUUGUGUUUUAGAUGGUGGGUUACUAAAUCCACUUCUUUACCACAACUGUAAUAUAUACUUGAAAUUUCCUCUUGGAGCGGAUUUCAUUCAUGUAGUUCAUUAAUAAUGACCCAGUAUAAAGCAGUGUGUGUAUUUCAGGUGACUAACAGCUACCAUUUUAGCAGACUCUGAGUACAGGGGUGUAAUUUAGCUUCAGAGUUUGAUUUUGUUUUUAAGCAACAAGACUUGUGAAUGUAUUUUUUCUUUCUUAAACCCUCAAACCUGUUCUGUCCGACAUCAAACAAGAGAAAUAGAAAAAACGCCUGUAAACAAAUAUCACAGCUCAGGAGCUGCAACUCAAUCGUGUAACUAGUACCAGGUGGUUUGUGUAGUACUUGAAAACAAGUGCUGAAAUGAAUAGAAAUCACUGGGUAGAAGAGUGCACCUGAACACAUGGUAUGUAAAAUUGUACAAUUGACAGACUUGGAUGUCAAUGGUAGAAUAUAUGCUAUAUAUGCUACACUAAAAUUUUCAUAAACCAUAUACACAAAAAUUUACAUAUUUUGAAAAAGACAAGUUCAGUGGCUGAAAUAGACACCCUCUGAACAUUGGUGUUCUCACUUAUGCCAGAUUUGACCUUUUCUCGGAGUGCGUGGGUGUGUGCAGACUGUGUUUGAGUGACAUCUCCCUGACACACCUUUGCUAUUUUUGCGACACCAGUUGGGCAGGAAAGGUUACACCUUUAUGAUUGUUUUAGGGAAUCCGCGGUGGGUUACAGUGACGCUUUAUCAUGAAGGCUUUAAAAAAAAAAAUGGUUGGAUGGACUUGUUUAAAGUCGUUGAUUUUUCCACCUGUGUCUGUUAGUGGAUUCAAGUGCAACUAUUUAAUUUAGUUUUGAUAGAUAAAAAAAAGAGUUAAUGCUUUUAUUUUGGUAUGAACGAGGCUGUAUGUUGUAUUUGUCGUAUUUUAACACGAAUGCUACCAUCUAUCAUCAGUGAGUCAAAGAUACAAAAAUAUAAAUAAUCAUCAUGACUAAGAUCCAUUGCGUCACACAAAUGACCUUUUAAAGCAGAUAAGACUGUCAGAGAACCAUACAGGUACAACAAAGAUUCACACUCACACCCACGAACUUUUAAACACACACAUACACACAUGCACACUGUAUAACACAUAACCAGUUCAGUGUCCCCAGGGGGGUUUCCUACUCGCUGCUUUCUCUGUCUGUGUUGUGGGAUGUGGAUGGGGAUCCAGGUUGUAGGAAGGCAGCUGACUCACUCUCAGGCUGCUUGGUGGUGUGUGGCUUGCUGUCAGUCCCCAGGGGAGCUCUCCUCUCUAACUCCAUCAGUGGAGGAUGUAGGCUGUAAUGACUGUGACUUCCAUGCAGCUUGAGACAGAGCUUGUCACAGAAAACUACAGGUUAUUUUGGAUACUAUUGUGCUCGUGUCAUUCGGGAGGAAAGUGAGCUUAAGCGUGUAAGUGAGAAAUGGCACUGUGAAGGACUUCAUUAUUGUGUGUUGAAUAAUAAGUGUAGAUGUUUGACCUCAUUGGCACGAUUGCGCGCAUGUCCUUAAAGGGAAACACCGCUGCUCGCAUAAAAUUGUACAUUUGAGUCCAAUUUAAAUCCAAGAGAGAGCAACCCUUUGUCUCUUCUUGCUGUAAAUAUACUAUUUGUGUCAACUAUCCUGUAAUAUUGCUCUAGAGAUGCCACACUUAGUGAUCAUUUCUUUGCAGUAAGAAAUCUCCACCGUGGCUAGGCCUGUAAGGCUUACAUCAUUAUUAUAAUUUUUUUUACAUUUGUGUUUGUACACAUUUAAGAAAAUAACAUGUUCAAAACUGCCAAAAAGGAGGAUUUUUAGCUCUAAGACGAAUAACAACACAAAGCUACAUGUAACCUUUUCAGUGUGGCAGCUAGAUUUGUAAACAGUAAAAAAAAAAAAAAGAUUUUAGGUGGUGUAAAAUAAGAGCAUUGACCUAAAUUAAAAUUCUGCAGUAUAAGCUUUAAGGAAUACUUUCAUUGACACUUCAUUGGUCAAAUAAUUUUAAAAAAAGCAUUUUUUCAGUCACACAUGGUUUCUGUCACUUCCAGCUUAACAAUUUUCUAUAAUAUAUAAAUGGUGUAUACACAAUCAGGAACAGACUUUGUCACUUGCUCCAAGUAUUCAAAGUGGGACAGCUGGUCUGGCUGCUGUUGCUUGUAGGAAUUACUUUCAGCGCUGCCAGUGUGCCACCACAGAGACUGGCUAUCAAACCUGAAAAUGUGAUGCAGUUUUAAGGGGAAGCUGAUGGCACCCCAGAUAGUCUGACAGAAGCUCCAGACAGCAGAAGGGGACCUCAGACUUGGUUCAAGAGUUAAAUGGGGCAGCAUUAAGCAACUUAUAGCCCUGUAUCAUCCCUGAUCAACAAAUCCAAGUCAAGACAAAUCCUUUUGGUUAUCUAAGGCAGUAGCAAUAACAAACUAGUGUCCAAUUGAGCUUGAAUAAAAAAUACUGACUUUAACUUUUAACCAGUCCCUGUUCAUUGAGCCAGUGACAUCAAGUAGCUACACUCUAUUAACAACUCAAGUUUCUCAUUAAAACUUUAAACUAAAAUGUUCCAUUAACGCCAAAUAAUUCAUUUCAAUUAGCAGCAAGGCUGCCAGAGGCGAAGGAGAGACCAACACUCCUGUUAGACUGCUUAGUAUUCAAUACACUUCUAUAUAUGCCUUCCUCUUAUGCUGUGGUUAACACUUAAACCACUAAGGCCUAACAAGUGGCUUUCUUAUUAAUAGUUUUCUUUUUAUCUUUUUCUCAGACAUGUAAUUAAGUGACACUCCUGAGGAAAGCAGAAGUUUCCGCCGAAACAUGUCAAGAUACGUGAAAAAGAUUACAUGUCUGAGAAAAAGGAAAGAAACUCAAGACAUAAUGAACAUCAUUUAACGAAGUGGCUUUCUGGUAAUGGACAAAAAAAUUCUCUCUGUGACAAAACUUACCCAAAAAGGAAAAUAUAAAAGAACAAAGGAACAAAGAAACUUCAGCUCCAAAGAGGACAAGCAAGAGAAAACACCCCAUUGUGUCUCCUUGUCGUAAAAGUGGCCUAAGAAAAUACUGGUGGACUGUCAAAAUGCAGUCAAAAUAGGAAGCACACACAACAAAAAUGACACGUGUUAUAAGGCAAACUUCUAAAUUUGAUAUAUAUAUAUGUAUUAAAUUUGUGGCAUAUAAUUCAUAAGGAGUGAUGUCUUUAUACAUCUUGUCAAAUGAGACAAUUGGCACGGCAACAAUUGUUUGGUACUCAUAAUGCAGGUACUUUGUUACAUCAGAACUGCCCACAUCUAUUUGCUGCCGUGCUAAACUGUUGUGGGUCUUUAGUGUCAGCACAUAUAUUUACUGCUGUGGAGCUGCUACUACCAGCAGUGUCUCUCUAUUAUUAAGCUAUCUUUAAUAAUAGCUGUCAAUCAUCAUCACACUUUUUAUGUCAUUGUGAGGUCAGCUUAUUAAUUUUAGUUUAGAAAGAAAUGUGUGUAGUAAUUUGAAGUUAUAAUAAAUGUCUUAAUUAAUAUUUGAUAAUAAAUGCCAUAAAUGAGAAUAAGACAAUAGGGAUAAAUAAUGAUAGAUGAAUGAAAUAUCCUGAGUCAGGCUAUGAUUAUUAAACUUAAUAAUAGUGAGAGAAAAUCCUCUAACAUUAACCUACAUUAACUCUGGAGAUAAAUUUGGAUGAAUUUAGGAUUACUCCAAUUAGAGACCAUUUGAAUCAUGAACGCAUGACACAGCAUCAACCUUGUUUAGAGCUCUGGAGGUUUUCAUAUAUAAGUGAGGCUGGCCCUUGUAGAUGAUGGAACAGGUUCAUGGAAGGUCCAGUCUACCGGCGGUUUGAGAGGUUCAGCUCAACAGAGUACAAGAGUCAGCCAAAAGAUGGGCCAGGAGUCAAAGUGCACAGGGCUGAAUGCAAAACCAGCACCUUUAGGAACUUUUUGAUGCUCAUUCUGUGUCACAGCAAAACUCUGGCUCAGAGUUGUGUAACGUUCAGAGGCAACUUUGAAAUAAUGCUGAUAAAUAAGAAAAAUAAGCUCGAUAGCCAAUCAAAGCUACUUCAAAAUGACUUUGUGACAUUAAAGAAAAAUAAGUUACAGACCUAGCCUUGGAUUGUUAUGCAUGCAAAAAUUGUUUAAGUUUCAAAGCUCAAACUUUAAAGAAAAUCAAAAAAACGUGACCUAACAGGUAACUGAAACAAAAGAAAAAUUAAGAGACUAGGCGGGAAAAAUGAGAGGAGUAGAAGAGGGUGAAGAAAAAGCAAGACUGAGAGAAACGAAGAGAGUAAGAUUAAGAGAAAUGAAGAGAAGAAGCAGAGAGUGAGCACCCUGACUUGACUGGUGUUAUGUUAUUCCAAACUGGGAAUGUCUCUGGGGUGUGAGUGAGAGAGUAGAGAGGAGGAGUCACUGGUCUGGGCUACCCAAAGAGUGGGACAACGACUUCAAACAUCCACAUUAGAUCCGCUGAAGUUCCUCUUUCUGUUUGCACUACAAGAACACAGUGACAGGUCUCUCAUCUGAUGAGCGAUGACUAGAUUCUGGCUUCUGGAGACUGAAUGUGGAUCCCCGUCUCCAUGUGGCAGGAAGUCUUAAUGGCCUGAACUUUGGUAUGAAGGGUUUACAUUGUCUGGUCUCUUGAGAUCAAGUGCGAGUCCCCUGGGUAACCUCUCUUGGUUACCUCCCUAUGGCAGGGAGCCUUAAGCAACUGCAAUUUGGUGUUAAGACUUGCAUUGUCUCCUCUUUGGAGACCACAUGUAGAUCUAUCUCCCUUCCAGUGAGGGUUUUGGUCAAAAAAGGGAUCAGAAAGGAUCACCUUGCUACGUGAAACAGAUUCUCUUACACUAUUGUCCAGAUGACGACAUUUCCCCUUUCACAGCCUGUUCAAGAAGGAACUGCAGUGGUUCUGUUUUGCCUUGCCAGUCUUUGUAAAAAGUAGUGUGCGGGAAGUUGCAUCAAAGUGCAACAGAGAUAUGACAGAGGUAAAAGGAUGUCUACCUAAAUGUCAGAGUCCACAGGAUAGAAAAGUGAUGCACGAACUCUAUAAAACGGAGUAAAAUCCGUCCCAGUUUGAUUCAGAGUCUGAGUACAAAGGUGGCAUAACAGCAAAGCUUGGUGACAGUGCUCUGUAAUGCUGGGUUAUGAUUCUGUUGACAAAGGUGAGAUAUCCCCUGAAUGAUGUCAAUGUGAAUAUCCAUAGAAAGUUGUCACAGUGUGUGCCAAGAAAUGCACAAAAAUAAGCUGCAGCCGUGCCUGAGCUGUGCUGAACUUAAAUGAUCUCUUUUUUGCUACCAGGCUGAUGAGAUCUGUCCACCAUCCACGCUUGUCUCUUUGUCACUUCUCUCCUAGUGUGCCUUUGAAAUGAAUGAGAACAGGCUGUCCGCUUUGUGUUUUUCCACUCCUAGUGUAAGCUCCCUGUUUCAGCAAUACACAAUUUGGUGUGCUCAUCGGCUGAGAAUUGACUGUAGCCUGUUCUGUGCGUGUUUCUUCACAGAGCCUCACUGUGUGAAUAUAAAUGAAGUCAUUGGUUCCUUUUUUGUUUAAUUUGCCUUCACCUUGGAGGACACUCAUUAUAGUGUUAAGGCAGAUACUAUAUUGUGAUUAUGAGAACUUAUGCAUGGUUGACCAUAAUCAUUUGUGCCAAGUAAAGAGCCUUUUUUUCUGCCCUCAUACUCAUAACCACAGUAAGGAAUGCCAUUGUAAAUGCUCUGUCAGAAUGAAGAACUGCUAUAACAGUGUAGGCGGAUAGGCCUGGAUUCACCCUCUGGGAUUAUGGUGAGCUUGAUGGGCCCAGAUGUUUCCAGAGAAAAGAAACAAAUGCUAAUUACUCUGCAUAUCUCUAGGCGUAGCACAUAGAAACACAAGUUGUGAGCGGCAAAUGUCCUCAGUCACAUCUCCUUGCAGGAACGCUGCUAUUUUUAUUAAUUCAUUUUUUGCUAGAUUCUGUUCACAAUCAUUUGCUCCCAUCGUCUCAUUUGUUUUCAUAUGGCCAUGAGUCACAAACGAGUCGGAAAACAGACUUGUUACCAUGGUAGUGACUGAAAUUUAUGUAUUGUUAAGUUUGGAAUAUUUUGGCUGUACUUUGACUGCCAGUUUGAGUCAGGGGAACAGCAGAUAGUGUUCUUGGGCACUGUAGAGUUAUAGAAAACCAUGUGAACCCCAUCCAUUUGUGUCUGUAUGUUUAACACUCAAUAAAAUUCUUAAAAUGACAAGUACCUAGCUUAUUGUGAAGAUUAUCUGAAUAGCAUGGAUGUUUACUCUUCUUCCUCGGGCUUUCAAAGGCUUAUCUGUUCAUGUGCUUACAAUACAUCACUUUCAACAGGGCAGACAGAUCUGAAAGAGGCUGUAAGCUGUUGUAUUUAGACACAACACACAGCCUAACACUCAGGAGACCACAGGCUCUUUGUUCCCAUUUCCUCCACAACAUUUCAGGGCAGAGUUAAGGGCAGUUUUUUUCCCCCUAAUUUAUUUAAGCUCAUGUGGUUUACAGCUGACGGGCUGCAGGGGCGGCAGAGAACAGUGUCUGUGGUCCAGGUGAUUUGUCAUUAGUCAAGGUUCAUUAGGGCUGACAGUGCAUUGUUGGGCUAACUACUGAUGUGAAGCAAGGACAUGAAUAAGACAAAUACACAGCACGCUACAUUUGAAGUUGUGGUAGUAAUGCACAUGGAUCUUAUUUUAUUAUAAAUUCAACUACAUCCAGGAAUGUUUCCUUUUUAAUAAGGCAAUAAAACAUUCAGAAAAAUGUUGGCCAUUAGUCCAGUGGUACAAGAUUGAAUACAAGUCGUACGAUAUAAUGGAAAUAUGUGUGCAUGUUCAGGCUCUGGAUUUUUUUAGGGAAUCAAAAAUUAAUCACGAGUGUUUCUAAAAUGAUAGUUAUUCAGUGUUUAUUGAAAGCUUGUUUUGACUGUACUGUCACACUACAACCACAGGAGAAUUGAGAAAACCAGCUCUCCAGGUCUGGCUUAUCAUAAAUGACAGCUGGCUGACCUAAUUUCAGGCUCCACCAGCAAGAGCUGAUAUAGAUGAAGAGAUUAGGUUUAAACAUACAAGCAUACAGGUAUCAUACGCUAUCAUACGUUGUCAACCAUAUUCAUUUUUGUUCCGCCAAAACUUGUCUAAUCACAACACAGAACAUGGACUUUAAAAACCAGCUUGUGCCUUCUCUUGUUGUAUGUUUUGGAUAUCAGUAUUAUUUUAUUUGCUACUCUUUCAUGAAUCAGGGGGACUGGUGCAAAGCUGUGGAUUGACUGCACAGGUUUGCUUCAGGAUCCCCAGUUCAGUGCCAUGCAGGUUAUGUGAAACAGUCACUCUGAAUUGCCUGUAGGUGUGAAUUUGAGGGUUGAUUUCCUUCUGUUUGUUAGCCCUGUGACAGACGGGUGUCCAGGGUGUACCCUGCAUUCUAGCCCUAGUGUGUGCUGGGACAGGCUCCAGAUACCUGUAACACUAUCAGGGCAAGAACAUUUACAUAAUAGGUCAAUGUAUUACAGAAAAGUAAUAGAGCAAAUCGAGAAAUGUAUGUUUAUUUCCUAUAGAUGUGAUAUUAUAUUUACAGGAUGUGCCAAAUUUGUAGAAUUUCCAAAAAAAAACUAACGGUAAUCAGAAUCUGUUGAUGGGCGACUCUCACUCUCAUUGAUAAGACUGUCUUCCAGCUCUGGCAUUGGUAAAUAACCUUGCAGUUUUUUUUGACUGAUGGUGCUCACUUUGCCGAGGAAUCCACAUUUUUGUACCUUUUUAAUUCCAUAGGGUUUAAUGACGCAUAAGUGACAUUCAUUUCUCUGACCGCAAUGUGUCAGGGUGACUUCAGCUCAAGAGGAGCAUUUCCAAAUCACUGAUUUUGACAAACAUGCCAUGAUUUUCUGUGCAGUGUUCUUAAUCAUGACUGACAAAUGUGGUUUUCAUAUGAACAGGGUCAAGUAUGUGUGCUGCCACUGAUUGUGGAUGUUGAGUGGGUGUAAAAUAGCAAGUGUGAUUGUUCACCUACUUGACAGGGCUCUUUCAUAAAUAAACCUUUAAGAAAACUGAUUGGACUCAGUGAGAAUGGGCAAAGACUUCCCCGCUCCCUAAAUAGUUCAUGUUUCAUGGAAUUCUUUACAAAGAUGUGAUUUAUGUGAGCUGAAUUCCCUGUGCUGUCAAAGAUGUUCAUUAUUUUACCAGAGCAUUAGGAUGAUACACUUUCAGUCAAAGCUUGCGAGCUUGUCAUCUAGGGUUAAAUGUGGGAAAGAAAGAGACAAACAACUCAGGACUGGUUGACCAUGACUGUGACUGACAGCUUCAUGCCUCUGCUGGGCCAAGGAUCUCUAACAUUCAAUGAAUAAUCAUUAACCUUUUUCCACCAAUCAGUGGUUUAAGGGCUUGCUUCUUUUCUUUUGCCUUUAAUCACCCUCUUUUUGUCUCUAUGUACACUGAUCUUAAUUUAUUUCCUUCUCCAUCCUUGGGCCUUUCCACACUUUUCUGCUGCUCUAACCCUCCUUUACCCUUUCCUCCCCUGCCAUCCCGACACACUUUUCCUCUCCAGCUGGGUUUGUGAAGUCGCCCAUGUCCGAGACUAAGCUCACGGGGGACACCUUUGAGCUGUACUGCGACGUGGUCGGUAACCCCACCCCAGAGAUCCAAUGGUGGUAUGCCGAGAUCAACCGAGCUGACUCCUUCAAGCAGCUGUGGGACGGAGCCCGCAAGCGCCGGGUAUCUAUCAACACCGCCUACGGCACCAAUGGGGUUAGUGUGCUCGGCAUCACGCGUCUCACACUAGAGGACUCUGGGACCUAUGAGUGUCGGGCGAGCAACGACCCAAGGCGCAAUGACCUCCGACAAAACCCCGCCAUCACCUGGAUCCGCGCCCAGGCAACCAUUUCGGUGCUACAGAGUGAGUGGUCUAUGUCCCGUAGUACCUAGAUGGUGAACGAACUUUAAAUCCUUGUUCCAACCACUCCAGCCUGUAUAAACCUCUCAGCAACCCACCCUCACUACAGCAAGCACUGGCCUGGCAAAAAUAAAACACCUUUCAAACACCAUGCUAACAAAUAUUCUCAUAGAGGAAUAUUUGAAGAAAUAUUCUAUUUAACAAAUUAUUUAUGCAAGUGGUUGCUUUUUUUGUUUUGUUUAAGUCUUCCUGUCUCUUCCAAAAUCCCUCCAGCAUCCUGUCAUUAAUGACCACAAACCCAGGAAUGUUCAAGUCUCUAUCUAUGUUUCCCUCUUUCUGCCCACGUCACACUAACUGGCUCAAUUCUGAUCAUUGUCUUUUUUCUCUGUAUCUUAAUUUCACCCAUUUCCUGUUCUUUGAUUUAUGUGUGAUACUAAGUCCCUAUGUUAUCUCUUGCAUUGCGUGAGUUGUUUUAUUUACUUCAAAGCCUUGCUUGCUCUAAAAGUCAGUGGAAACCCAGUGGUGCUUUGAAGUAAUAUUGCUUUUGAUUUGGCUUUCUAACUGGGCACAGGGUAAAUGGGACUGUUAGAAGACACAAGGAGGGAUCUGUAAGAUGUGAAAGAGUGAUUCCUGCUGCCAGCUCCAUUCUGAUAAAAGCAAAUAUUUUCCGCUUUCAAAAUUUGCGUGUGGUAAUCCAGUAAAGGAGAAGACCACUUGAGGGCCAUGAGUGCCUCAUUUCAGGUGCAGAUGAGACACAGAAAUCACUUAUUUGAAAUAGUCUCCAUAGACAUGCCUUUGCACUGUGUAACCUUGUGCCUUCUCAGCCAUUCAGCGCGUGAGUGUGAAUCAGUAAUGACAUUAUAUCUCCCAACCCUCUGCUCUAUGCACACAAACAUUCAAACAAACUGAAUUUCAGCUGGACCCUUGUAAUCUAUACAUGCUUCAGUGCUCUGCCCACUGAAGCACAGGGUGAUGUGGAAUGUUGUUAGUCAUAGUAAGGCUCUCUGAGAAGCUUAGAGGAGCUAGAUCCUUUCUGGCUCCUGUGAUUGGACUGACAAAUUUUCAUUUCUGUGCAAGCAUUACAUGGUUUCAUGUUUAUCUAUUAUGAGAAGUGCCUGCUCCGCUUCCACAGUGCAGAGAAUCAAACCUGUAAAAUAUAUUCUGUCAUUACUGAAGAGUCAAAUGUUCUUCCAUAUACAUGUAAUACUCAAGUUCCUACAUGUAUAUGAGGGGCUAUUCAAAAAAGCUAGGUUUUAUGAAUGCUCAGUUUGUUGCCGAGGAGAGUCUGAAUAUUUUGUUUUGGCCUUUUGCUUCAUUUAGUUUUUGGAUGUGAACUGCUCAAAGUGAAUAUCCAAGUAUAAAUAUAUCAGUGAGUAAUAUGAAAGAAAAUGACCUUCCUAUUUCAGUGUUUUUAUAGAUACAGAAAGUCAAAUCUAAAGUGGAAUUCCCUCCUAACAAAGUGAAAACAAAGCAUGCAUGUGUGAGAACAUUGAGCUGCCUUUCAAACGUGUACUUUCUGCAUGUGCUUCAAGUGAAAUGCAAUUCAUGUCUUAAAUUUAAGUGAGACACAUUAAUUUCGAAAGGCUUGUUCUUCUCUUUUUGUUAAUAAUUAGUUGAAUGUGGUUAAUAUACUGUAACGGUAAGUAUGACAGCUGACCGGUUAGCUUAGCAUAAAGACUGGAAUCACAUCCUAGCUCUGUCUAUUAGGCACCUAUCAAACUCAUUAACUGACAAGUCACAGCUUGUCUACUUGACCCUUUUGGAAGGGGUAUGUGUGAGACUGUUUCUUUCCCUGGAGCAGUGAGUCCCCAAAGCCGUGUUGGCUGUUAUUACUUAUUCUAAGUCUUUAUGCUAAGUUUAACUUUUGUGCUGCUGACUGCGGAGUCAAAUUUAUAGCUCACAAAUGAGAGUGUUAUUGAUCAAAUCCAAACUCGAGCAAGAAAAACAAAUUUGCAUAAUUAUCAAAGUGUUGCACGGUUCGUUUUACGAGGAACAGCAGCUGCAGCUAUGUACAAUUAAUCUCACUCAAAUUAGAGUUCAAUUAUUAAAAGGCCUACACGCUAGAAAAAUCCAAAGUCUGGAGAAGAACUUGUGUCCUUGUUCAUUUAUGCAUAAAAAUAUGGCCACAGCACCCUUAAUGCAUCUCCUUUUGAUAUGAGUUUUCAAAGCUCACGAGUUUUCACAAAGGUGUACUCUAUUCAGCUGUAAAAGGAGUCUCUCAAUGUAACCAAACAUAAAAGCCGACAUCAAAGUAGUAAAUCAUGCUUUACGAGUGGUUUCCAAGGUGUCCUUGUGGAUUAUAUUCUAAUUUACCUCACAUGAAACAAACGUUGGAAUUCAUUCAGGCUCACAUGAAUAAGAGUAACACAAACACAGCUGCUUUCUUUAAACAAACAUAACCCGCAACUUAUUUGAGUCCUUAUUCGACCAAUGAUUGCCAAGUGUUUUUUCAGAAAUACAUAUAUGUAUUUGUAGUUGUUGGUCAAGUGUUUUCCGUGUUCAAAAUAGUAAAUCCAUUUAGAGAUGAGUGAAAUUUUAAACUAUUUAGUUUUUAGUCUAUGCUCAGGAGAAACUGUUUUCCAUUCUCCAGCACAGUUUUAGAGACAUAGCUCUGGUGCUGCACCUUUUUUAUUAUAAUUUGCCUCAAUAUCUUGAUCUGAGGUCUGCCUUGCUGUCAACAUUAAUAUAAUUCUCCCCUGAAUAAAAACCAUGCCAAGUUGGUUACUAUGUCUCAGCGACUUAGCUUAAUUGAUUUAAUACAUCUUGGCAAAAUGAAGCAGCAUGCAGCUCAACAAAAACAAAACUGGCACUCUAAUAAGUACCAGAUUAUAUAAAGAUGAAAAAAAAACGUAUUUGUGCUUAAUAAAAUACAUCCUUUGACAAGAUAAUCUGACAGAUAAUUGGAUACAAUAUCAAUCUUAACCACAGUAUUAUGUAAGAGCACCAGCAGUAGGAAAGAGAGGAUAAGGUUUAAUUUCAUUUUGAGGCAUUUAUGACAGUUUUAUAUUUGGUUUCACUCUGAGACAGUGAUACAUUAUUCAGCUGUGACCAUAUUCUAAGUUAUGACAAGAUGUCCUACAAAUAACCUUCUGGUUAAAUUGCCCAUGGACCACUGUGCCAUGUUUGCUAAAUGUUAAUUUAUGUACCUCAUGUUGUGUGGGUAUGCAUGUCUCAAAGAUACUAUUAAUAGUACAUGUAGUUCUGCUUGGUGGGGGAGAGACAAAGAUGUUAGGGGGGGAGGGGAGAGAUAUCCCUUUAGCUAUUGAGAAUACAAAAUUGUGAGCAGAAGGUGCCGCCAAUGCUAAAAAGUCCCAUCCAUUGCAGUAGCCGUGCUUUCCCCUCUCCUCCCUUUUGCUUUCCUAGUGGCCUUGUAGCAGCCAGUAGUAGGAUUAUGAUGCGUCUCCUCACUGCUCCUCCCCUCAGGGGCUCUAUCGUUGCCAUGGUUGGCCCGCCCUGGAGGAGGAGGAGAAGGAGAGGGGGGCAGGGCAGAGAGGCCUUCCUGCUCACAACUCGAGGCAGAGCAAAGGGCUCCUCACUCUCAGAUGACACCUCCUGCUUGCCCAAACGUCCUUGAAAAACGGACCUUGGUGUUGUGUAGUAACAAGAGGAUUUAGCAUUUUAGCGGGCGAAGUGAUUCAGGUAGUCACUCGGCAGUAAAAUAAAAUGUCAAAAGACUGCUCGGUGCCAUAUAAAUCAUCAGCACAGGUCCAUAAGUGUAUGGCUUUUUUACUUCAAUAUUCUGAUGACAUUUACAAGCGAGCUUAGACGUUAGAGAGCCCAUCCAUUUUCCUGUUACAGCGAAACAUCAAAAUAACCAAUGUAAUCAUCUAGAGUUUAUCUUCUGUCAAAUACCUUUGUGAACACUGUGUGACAGUGCAUUAGGAGUAUGAAAAUAUCCAAAAGUACCAUUACUCUGUGCAGUAUAUCAUUGAUUGAUAGAGGUUUUACUUGCUCUCUUAAUACUAAUAAAAUCUCUAAGUGUACUUAUAUUCAUUACAAAAAAAAAGACAUUUAUCCGCUGAGUUUCAUUCAGUAAGUGAUUGAGGUCAUUCAAUUCCCCCGUUUCACUUUUAAGACAAACGGCUGAUUUACAGCAUUCCAGCUGUCUACUGUACUUAAUGUGCCUUUUUAUCUGUUUCUUGUGUUCAUUCCUGUCUUCCCAAACACCCUCCCACACAGAUCGUAUAAAACAGCAUACAGCACAUAGCUUUUACAACUAAGGAGGAGGCAUUUAAACAUGACUGAGCCCCUGUUCUGUGAUAAGGUUUGACUGUCUCUGUCUUCCAGAACCAAAGAUCAAUGCCUCUGAUCAGGUCAUCCUGUCAGCGGACAGCUCUAGCAAACCAGUUAUCCUGCAGUGUAACCUCACCACUGCUCACACCCCGCACGAGGAAAGCUUCUGGAUGAAGAAUGGUCAGGAGAUCCCCAACACACGGACAGACCAUAGGCUUACGAUAUACAGGUGAGAAACAGCAUCGUCCCUUUAUGUUUGGUUGGACAUACUAUGGGACAGAGGUCAAUGCAGAACAAAGGUGGAGACUGAAAGAAAAUUUAGCUCAACUUAAUCCACGAUUUUCAACAAAAUUUCAGAGUUUGAAUGUUAGGCAUUUUGCUUAAAGCUCCUGUCAGGAGGUUUUCCAUGUUUAUGCAAAAGACAGAAAUAAUGCUAUGUAAGGUGUAGAAUCAAGCCACUGUUGAAUUUGUUAAAACUUUCUCCCCUUUUUCAAGGUUUAGACAGUAUAUAGCAGGGGUGGGACAAAAUAUCAACAAGAAAAUAUGCUGCCGUUCUGACUAAAUUACUCUGGUACCAAAUAUCCACUGUAGGGCUGGGCGAUAUGGGAAAAAGUUUAUCACAAUAUACUUUUUUUUUUCAUAUCAGUUGAUAUCGAUAUAUAUCAAAAUAUAAAAAAAUGAAAUUUAACAGUGCUUAUUGGUAGCAUGUCUUUUGCAAUACAAUAAGCUACUGCAUCUGUGAGGUCUUUGUGUCUCUUCGACGUUUUGUUGUAAGGCGUUGUGCUACAGAAAGCGGACUGAAUGGUCAGCUGAUUUUGCUGCACAGGGUGCACAGGCGCGAGUGGCUUCUCGCUCGGCUCAGGGUUUGUAACUUUUUGCAUUGCGCAUGCUCUGCUGCAUGGCACUGCUUCAGGUGGUGAAAAAGAUUUGAGGUAUUCCCCAAAUUUGCAAGAACAUGUACUCGACAUAAUUUGCAGUGCGCUUUACUCUGCUUCAUGUCCGACUUAAAAAACAAAAAACCUCCGCACCAAUGACAUUUUCGUGCCAGUGUUGUCGACUAUGUCGUCAUCUGUUGGGCCUUCAUCUACAUGUCUGACGGGGGUAGCACUCAUUUUCUUUUUUUUCUCAUUGACAGUGCUGUCAGCUUCACGUGUUAAAGUGCUAUGGUUGCGUGUUAAAGUGCUAUGGUUGUGUGUAGCUGCAGUCUGCUACUACACAGUUGUUUGCUACUCGAAUUCAGCACAUAAUUGGUUCAACCCAAGCAACUCCCCUUUUCAUUGGGUAUUCAUAUAGUUUACCAAAAAAUGGCAGAAUGCCGACUAUUGAAAAGCAUACUGACCAUGUAUAAUUGAUAUUGAGGGAAAUAUAUAAUCUUAUCGUUUUAUCGCCCAGCCCUAAUCCACAGUAUAUUGUAACCUAAAAAAUAGACAGAUCUCCCUUGCAAUUUGACUCGAUGCUCUUGAUGGAGACUUUAAUGACACAAAUCUUGCUGCUAUUUGAGACAGUUAAUUUUUUUUAUUUAUUAGAUAUGUUGUUUAAUCAUGUAAUUGUCUUGCUUUUGAUCAAGUAUUGCAGUACAGCUGUAUCGUGUAGUAUAGCAGGAGUUAAUCUGUGAUUUCCACACCUAAUCAUUAAAUAUUUGUGAUGCAGGACUGUCAUAUGAUAAUGCUGAAUUUGCUUUUUAUUUUAAAAAUCUCCUGACUACCUCUGAUUGAGGUUUAUGCUGAGGUUUCCAAAACUUGAUACUGCACCUCACUGCCCAUAGCUAAGAAUAGAAAUACACCUAUGUACCCAAUUAGAAAAAGAAUGGCCAUAGCCUUAGGUAUCAACUAGUCGUUAGUUCCUGCUGUCACAUAGCAUAACCAUUGAAGCACAAAGUUACUGUCACCCCCGUAGACAUACCACAGACUCUCCCUAGCCACAAGAUAAGACCAAUUGGUCACUUCCUUGUCACAUUACAUCAGUGAUACUCUGAAGAUUACAGCUAAAAUGCCUGUGGUGCCCUUUCCUGCAGAAUUCAGAGCUGCUGUUCUGUAAUAUAACAGCAUUAUGCCAGCGUUUUGUCUCCCAUGGCCUUGCACGCCCCUCAAGCUUUCACUGCUGUAGUCGAAAGUAAUUACUAGAGCUAAACUGAAAUUAGUUGACUUUAUUUACAUGCCUACUUCCAACGUAAGUGUCUGGUAAAUUGAAGUUUUGGAGUAAGUUAAUGUUUAUUGUGUUUUCUUUUAGAAUCACUAAACCACGAGCAGAUGACUCUGGGGAAUACAUGUGCGUUUACACGUUUAGCAUGGCACCGAAUGCAAAUGCAACAAUCGAAGUAAAAGGUAAGUUUCAUUUAUAAAGUUGUUACAACUUAACACUUCUUACUGAAGUGACACAAAUGCCCUUGUAUAUACUUCUUCAUAUUUACUUCAUUGAACAAAGUCACAGCCUUGAUUUGAGAUUAAAUGUCAUCUGCGGUUUCCUCUUAAGAGCUGGAGGCAUAAAGGUAUCUUAGAAAAGUUAGCUACCCAAAGCUGUGUGAAGCGAGUCCUUGUUGACAAAGAUCAUCCAGUGCAGCGGUGAUGACAGGGCAAUCCGGAGGCUGUUGUCACUCUUGGCUCUUACUGAGACAACAGUCUAAUAAAAUAGACAGUCACUGCACAUGUUCAACAAAACGUGCACAAACACAAAGCUCACUAGGAGGCAUCCUCGGGAACCCCUGUCAAACUUUGAUAAAACUGAUGAUUUGAAGCUCUGCAUUACUUCUAAAUUUCAUAAAAUAUGUAUCACGGUCAAAGUAGAGAAAGUUAGCAGGGAGAGUUCAUGAGUAAAAAAACUGACUGGAUAAACACUGUGCUGGUUUCAUUCAAGCUGACAGGGAAGGCAUCUACUUGAAUAAGGAAUCUUCUCUGACAAAGGGCAAGUGAAACCCUGUUCAAGAGAAGCUUGCCCGUUUGUAGUGCUUAAGCCAAUUUGCUGUGGCAUGGCUGCGGUGCAUACUGAGCAUGCCCUGCCUCUUAUUUCCUGGCUGUCUUAAAGCACUGCCUGAUUGCAUAACACGGGUGAUGACCGUGUGUGCAAUGCUUUGACUGGAUUGUGAGAUGAUGGGACUCGUCGCUAUUCAAACUGAAGUGUCUUAGCCAUCACUAGUCUGCAGGCCUGUGACUGUUGAGGCUCGCUAUCUGUCCCCUGGAGAGAGGAGUCAGUCUUUUUCUGAUGAUGCAUGAUUUUGUCCUUUAAAAGAGCCACAGAUCAUAUAACUACAAAAAUUGUAACAACAGAAUGUUUGACAUUAAAUGUGGGAACCACUGUUGGACCUAAACUUAACAUUUUCCUCAGUUCCUAAAAGCUUUUGUGAUUUUCUAGAGGUGUUUGAGAUCUUUUGUGACCCAGGUAGCAAGCCCACUGUUUUGCUAGCCAGCUUUGCAAUGCGCUUCUGGCAGCAGUUCACUGAGAUCCCUCGCCUACAGUGUCCUUGGCACACUCAUCCUUGCAGGACUCAGCUCAGAGGCAACAGAUGGAGGGUUCUGUGAUGUUGUAGGAUUAAGGCUCUGAAUCCAGUCCCCGCCAUCUCUGUGGCAGGCAGUGGACUUUAUUGUCUGUGAUACUAAGCUUACCACAGAUACAUAUUUAGUGCCUCAUAUUUCAUUUCUUGAAGAAAGUGUCUGAAUAUGCGUAUUACUAGUUUCUUAUUUUCCUUGAGAAAACUGUUUUCACUCAAGUUUGUAAGAUUAAAAAAGAUCAAAAUCCUCACAUGUGGCUAUACACAGGACAGACGGCAUUUAGAGUGCCUUUUACAUCUCAUGUCAUCUUAACCAGGUCUCUGGUAGUCUUCCUGGCAGCUUCGACCUUGCUUUUUCCUCUCACACAUUUCUCUCACAUUCAUGUGUCACGUCACCUCUGUCUAGCGCAGUCAGAUUAGUGAUCAUUGUAAGCAUAGUUGGGGGUGUGAAAUGGAGGUUUCAGUCUGUUUUAGCACCACUCUGAGGGCUGUCUCUGCGCUGUCACUCACUGACAUAAUACAGUCACGAUAAGCACAAAUGAGCUUGGCCACACCCCCGCUCAGAGAGCACGUGUGCACCAUAAUUAGAGCAGGGUGAUGUCACCAAGAGAGCUCAGACCCCUCCUGCUCCAUUAUCCAUGUGCAGCUGAAAAAAAAAAUGCUCACUCCAGGCUUCUACCUUAUCCUGUUUAAUUGCAUGGAAAGAAUUAUUGUAAUUUUAGGGAUUAGUGGAAAAGAAGGAGCAGAUAUCUUCUUGAUGCUGUGCACAGCAACAUGGCGUGUCUGCUUAACCUUUGGGGGAGACUUCGCUCAAUUAAUGCAUCAGUUUGACUUGGCAUUGGUUGCAGUGCUUCUUGGCAUAUGCCUAAAUUUAUUAAAUUCAAUACCUUUUUUUUAUUAGUCAGGGUCAAUUCUCAUUGCUCCUAUUUUGUGGAAUUCGCUGUGGAAUCAUUUUGAAUGGGAACAUCUGGAAGCUCAUAUUACAUACUGAUCCCCCCUCUUUCAUGACCUCAUUAUGUAUUGUACUGAAAUGCUUUAUCUCUUCCACAGUAUAAGUCCUUUUCUGCUGGGUCUGAUGGUUGAUGGGGGAGGGGAGAGGCAUGCAAAAAAAAAAACUACAAAGCCAAAAAAGAGCUUUUUUUAAAGAACAAUGUUCCACUAGUCCACCCCUUCAUUUGGGCAUCUUUUGUUCAGACAUGGUGAAGAGCUGCAUUGGAUUAUAAUGUCUCUAAUCUCAGCCAGACAGGAAUCUACUAUAAAUCUCAUCACGUAGAGAGAAGCCUCUUUAUUUGAAAACAUUACAAAGUUAAAGCCCCAUAAAGUUUUGACAGCGCACCAAGGUUGAAGAAUUUCUGGAGCGGUAGUUUGAGAGAAAAUUGCACAAAAUAAUAAAUAUAACAGAAAAACCCUUUAAUACAAGCUAAAGCUGCCAUCUGUUGUGUUUAGCUUUUAUGAAAUAAGAAUUGGAAAGGGAAACUUGAGAAGACUGUGAAGUAAGAGAGGAGUUAGACUGAAAAUGUAUUAUAUUUGAUACAAAACAAAUCCAGUGAGCUUUAUGCAAGACACUAAAUAGAAUACUGAUGCCACUGAAACCAUAUGACGCAUUGUGAUGCAUUUGAAUGUGGAAACUAUCUGAAAAGAGCUUGUUAAGUAAGUUUUUUCUCCAAGUGAUGGGAAAUUCAAAAGGGAACUAAGCAGCUUUAGCAAAUCAACCCCUCUAUGGAGGAUCUUUAAUUACACUGCUCUCACAGACAUCUGAAUAACACGUACUAUUACUAUAGUCAGAACAGCCAAUCAUGCUUCCCUCCUUCAUGCCAUCUGUUAGGAGUUACAACGGCCCUUUGUGUGUCCUACUUCUGCCAACGCAGCUAAUGAUCAACUUUAUCUGUUUAUUUCACCUGUCCAGCAAAGCCAGACAUCAUUGGUCACAAACGGAGUGAAAAUAAAAACGAGGGAGAAGAUGCAAUGAUGUACUGCAAGUCUGUUGGUUACCCGCAUCCCACCUGGACAUGGCGUAAAGUCGACGGCACAUCUUAUACGGUAGGAUGAAAUGUGUAUGGUUUAUAAAUAAGAACCCAAUUGAGAGACGGAGCGAGAUUGAGAGAUCAUGCUAUACGCCUCCUUCAAAUUAUGUAGCUUCAGUGUGUUUUCACUGUCAUUAACUUUUCAAAUUCGUCAAUGUGUUUCAGGACAUCGACAACUCCACUGGGCGCUUUUUCAUCACCAGCAGAGACAACUACACAGAGCUUAACAUAAUAAACCUGGAUUUAAAAACAGACCCUGGAGUAUACCAAUGCAAUGCCAGCAACGUGAUCGGAAACACUGCAGAGACCACUAUCCUGCGGGUGCGCAGCAAUCUUGCACCACUUUGGCCUUUCCUGGGUGUGCUUGCAGAAAUUCUAAUCCUAGUAGUCAUCAUCGUUGUGUACGAGAAGCGCAAGAAGCCAGACGACUUCAUCGAUGGUAAGCAAACAUUUGGUCUGUCACUAUGAACUUUUAAACAAGUAUGAGAUUUGGCUUUUAGUAUUUUCCCUUCAGUUUUGAACCUUUUCAGGCAUUGCUGUUUUUGUCCAAGUGUUGCAGUAUUUUAAACAGCUAACCAGUUUGUGUGCUCUUCUAAUGACGAUGUUAACAGGGGCAUUUGUGUCUUUGUUGGGUGAGAAGUUCAUAAACUUGUGAGGGUUAUCAUCCUGCAGCCUGUCGCCGAUAACUUGAUUAGUUACUAUUCUUUUCCCUCCUCCUUCUUUCCUUAUGGCAACAUAAUCUUAACGGGUGGUAAGUGAGAGAUCCUGCAUGAUUUUGGAGAUUGUUUUACUUUUUGUCAGUUUGUAUGUUUCCACAAGCCAUCCAGAAACAUUUUGACCCUUACCAAAGUAUUAACCGUGUAAACUGAGUUCAUUUAAUUAAAGGAAAAACCUAUUUUUGAUAAUUUUCUCUUCCAUUACCUUGAUCCAUAAUGUUCAACAUGUUGUCACAGGUGGUAUGUUUGAUUCAAGUUUUUUUUUUUUAACUGAUCCAAAGAAAAAGAGUCUUUAGAUAUGUUGGCAGGAUGGUAAGCAAAACAUAUGUCUCAUAUUUUCAUAUAUCUCAGUCCAAACCACCAGCAUAAUUUUACACUUAAUUGGGGUAAACAACCCUUGCUUAAAAAAUACUGUUUCCUCAGUAAGCUGAAAUAUAAUUCAAAAUUAGGGCCAUUGCAAUUUACCUGUAUGGACGAUAACUGUGUUGUAGAUGACUCUACAAUUACAUAUUAUAACAUAAGAAAUUAUGCACUACUGCUGCAAACCAACUACCCCAACUGUUCCCGUUUCAGAGCCAGUUAGUCAAGAGGGCAGACUCCAUAUAUGGGAAAGUACUGGAUUUGAGCUUCUCUGGUGUGAGGCUGAUACAAUACACAUCUCAAAACAUUGUCAACUGGAUGCAUUAGAAAUAUAGCUUCAACUACUGAUACCAUACAAUUCGAUUCAAACCCUAAUUAGGAUGUAGUGCAAUUCAACUCAAUCUUUUCAAAAACUGGCCAUUUUUCUCAAGUUCUUCAUGAGUUUGAUACAUAGGGGUGUGCCAUAUCAUACCCAGUAUGGUAUACAGGUGUACAUUUUGUUGGCGAUAUAAAUUUGUCAUAUUGCGGUAUUUACACGGUAGGGACGUGAUGACGUAUGACGUUCCCUACUGCAUACAUAACAACGUCAGAGAGCGAGAGCAGCACAGCAGUGUCAACUUAGUCCUCAAAUGAGGAUCUAGUGCCCAAAAAGGGAGCUACCCCUGUGGUGUGGAUGUGGUUUGGCUAACACAGCUAAUAAUUUUUACCACCUAAAGCUAAAACACACGGCCAAAUAUCAGCAGGCUUUGAAGGCAUGAAAUGAGGAUGUGAAAGCAGCUACUGGUGUUCAGAGUAAAAGUGAACAAAUGGCUCUACGUAGCAUUGCAGGAGCACUCCCAGCACUCCGUCAAUAAAAAACACAGACGGUGGCAGGACAUUACCGAAGCGGUCAUGUAUUGUUUGGCCAAAGACAUAAAGCCAAUUCAGGCUGUCGGAAAGGAAGGCUUUAAACACUUAAUUAAUAAAAUCGCCUGUGCGACAGACGUGGUCGAGCCGAAUCUCUGAACCCUAUAUCAGCCCGACGGUCAAUUACAUAGGCUACGACUGGAAGCUGCACAACUCCUGUCUUGAAACCAGCUAAUUUCCCAAGGAUCACGUAGGAGAAAAUAUUGCGAGUGGAUUAAGGGAGUUUUCUGAGUAAGGAAAUCUACAAGAGAACAAACAGGUGUGUGUAACAACAGACAAAGGGGCUAAUGUUGUCAAACUUUCACGUUUGAGGACAUAUUUCAAAAUUAAUUUUCAGAAUUUAACCCUUUUUAACAGGAAUAAUAAAAAUGCCAUUGUUUAGAAGCAGCAGCCAGUCACUAAUAAUAUAUUCUGUAAUUUUUUCCAAAUCAUCAUAAAUAUCGUCAUCACAAACUGCCAUGACAUAAUGUAAUAAUAAAAAAUGUGGAGAAAGUGGAGUUUGUGUCCAAAAUUAACACUUGGGCACCACCAAGAGAAAAUCUUCAAUGCUUCCAUGUUACUACUUAGCAAUUCUGAUCUGAAUCUGAACACAUAUAUCUAGAUGAAAAUAAAGAGAAAACAGACAACUUCUUCAUGAAUUGAAUCAUGGAUCAAUGUUCUGUCAUGAUAUUUUACUGGUGUGUGGAAAGUACAUUCCAACAUACUCAAUUUUGUUUAUUGAACAUCCUCUGAGAUCAGCUUCAUUUAGCAAAAAAAAAAAACAAGAUAAGAAUGUCAAAAGAUCAAAAUGUCUAGAAAGCCCAAAGGCAUUUCCAGCAAUCAUGAGAGGUUUUGUCUGACCUCUACUCAUGUGGUUUUGUCUCCUUCUCAUUUCGGAUAAAAGAUGAAGACACGCAAGACGCAAAACCCCAACAGUCACCCUGCUUAUAAUGAAUGAAUCAUGCUUAGUAGAGAACUGUUGUGCACCAUACUAUACACAAAGAGAAGAAAUGAAGCCUUAGGGCGCAUCCUGCUUUUCAUUUACCAAGUCCACAAAGUAAAUAUUCAAUUAGUCAAAUAUGAAAGAAAAUAAAGAAGAUAGACCUGUUUUAGGCUACAAUGUCUUUAGGGGUUCAACGGAUGUAAUGCAAUUUCUGUCUACCAUUUGCUCUGUCUCUAAAUUCAGCAUAUUCACAGCAGAUCAUGCUGAGAGCUGAUGAACUGCAAUAAAUCGAAUUAGGAGUUCACUGUUAAUAUUAUUCCAUAAUAUCAACACUGUAACUGGUAAAGAAAAGUCAUUUUAAUGACCAACAAAAAACAUCUUUUCGGCAAAAAGUAUGCUACUAUUUAGAAGUCAAAUAUAUUUACAUAGUUCAAUUUCUUAUCUCUUCAAACCUAAAUUCUAAGACUUACAGUUGCAGGGUUUUUUUUUCCAAAGCAAUGAAUAAAAGUAAUGAAAUCAUGUUUGUAACCUGUUAAAAUGUUCAAUUAUUUGAUCAAAAGAAAAAAAAAAAGAAAAAGCUUAAAAUUAUAAAAACAUGCUUCAGUACUAACACAUGCACGCAAACGCACUAAAACGCGCAUGCACACACAGACAAAACAACUUAAGUAAGCUCUGAGCAUGGAUGGCUGCUAGUUUGGUUUCAUCUACCGGAAAAAUGAAGCGAUUAAGGCGGAUUAUAUCUGCCAUGUUUAUGCCGUUCAAAUCAGGAAUGAGGACUCCCUGCUCACGAUGCACAGCCUGUCUAAAAUCUCCUUUUAGUAUCCCAUAUUCCCGGUGGUCUUUGCCCCCGUCUGCGUGCAUUAUGAAUUCGGUCUCUUGACGGCUUAGCUAUUUGAACACUUCUAUUCUUCACAGCCAAGGGCUCGGAGGCAGAGGCUGACAUUUCUAUCCAGUGUUUCAAAACCAGAUGCUAAAAUGACUGAUUUUGCUGUGUGAUCAUCAGCUUUCAUGUAAUAGCUCAAAGAUGGAAACAUAUUUUUUAGAGUUACGUAAACAGCUUACUAAAACCAGUCAAGUCAGACGUAAUACUACACUAUGAUUCUUAUCAACUGUCAACCCCCACACAGCAAAAACCUGUUAUUUGUUAUGUGAUUUAUAAGGCCAUCACAGCACAAACAGUUUUUGUGGUGUUCAGAUGUGAGGUGUGAAACACUGGUGUGCAGUGACAGAUGUUCCUCCUACAAGUAAUCACAGACCCAUUUUUUUGUCUGACAUUAUUAUUUACUGCCAUAAUCUGCUCCAUAUUAAUGCCAUGGAAUGCUGCUAAUGCUGCUAAUCUCUGACUUAUAACUGCAUGGAAAAUACCUCACUGUGACCGGUGACUUACUGGUCAACACAUUUUCAUCCUUAUGCAAAACACCUACCACCAUGUCAACCCCAAGGCUGUUGAUUUUUGAACUAACUGUCUCUCACUGCAACAAUUUUCACUGUUAUUCACCACUUUCUCUUCCUGCAGUGUUUCUUAAUGUCACAUUUUAAUGUAUGUUGUUACUGCACUGUUGUAUCGUGAUGAAAACACCAACUGUGUGCUCUGGUCCAGCUGACAAAUCAUCAUUUAAAUAUGUGCAUCAUCAAUUCUGUGGAUGUAAUAUGAAUAUACUAAGUACAUUCAGACAUAAAUUACUGUACGUUUCAGGAAACUGAUAUGACAUCUAGAUGCUGGGAGAAAGCUUUGAAGAGAUUCAUGUUGUUAUGCCAAGUCGGUCACAGUAUCACACCCAAGUACAAGGCUCAUCUGAAACCAUUAUGAAAUUACUGAGUGUAAUUAAAAGAUGGCUUUAAGUGAGCCAUCUGUAACCCUCCUACACAUAUGCUCGGUCUGAAAUGAAAAGAAACCCCAUGAGAAUCAGCUGGCAUGGGGGGUUAAGUUUACAAUGCAAGGCGUUAAAGAUGUGGUUACAUUAGAGACUACCACAUGCCUCAUUUUUUGAACAUUUCAAUUUCUAUUGCAAAUAUAUACCAGACACACUUUCAGGAAAAUAUAGUUAUUCUUCACAGAUAGAUUAUAACCACCUUUCAGCAAGGCUUUAUCAUCCAAAAAACCCUUUUUAUUGCAAGAAGCUACAAAAGUCCCACUGCUUACUUUGUUCCUGAAACAUGUCAUUAAAGUAAAGACCUAUUUUUGCAGUAAUGGAUAAAUGAUGAAGGUAAAUGUCUAUUUUGUUUGUAUUCGUCUAAUACAUCUGUAUUGUGUGUUUUGUCCUCUUUCUCCUCUCCUGCCAAAGAUGAUGAACCAGUUGGACCAAUGUAAGUAUAUAGCCACUUAUUCAUAUUCUUACAUUCAAAAUCAUUCUUUCCUUUAGGCCACUUAAUCCUAACUACAGUACCUCUUUUCUAGGAAAACAAAUUCAACAAACAACCACAAGGACAAAAACAUUCGCCAGAGGAAUACAAAAUAAGCAAUUUACUCAAGUAAGACGCUGUUGUAGAGGAUGGGGGCUAAAUAUAGAACUCUCUGGGAGGAUUAUCCAUAGUCACGCCUUCUCUUGAUUUUCUCUUCACAGACGAGAUGGCUAAACUGCGUUUUUUGGACUACAUGAAGGUGUCAGAGGUGGAUGGAGCUCCAGGCAGUUUUGAAAAAAGCAUAUCUUGUCUCAUUUUAUGAGAAACAAUAUCAGCAUAACACUGGCAACAAAAAGAACAUAAUGGCUGUCUUAAGCAUGCCUUAUUCAGUCUUAACGUGGAGAUUUCAGGAUGACAAAUAAUGACUAAAACCACCACAAAGGUGUACACAUUUUUAAUGUGCUGUUUGUGUCUCCUUUAUUGAUUUCAUCAUAUCCUCAAAUGAGGUGAUCCCUUUUGUAUUACAUAUCAUGUACAAUGCAUGCAAGAUGAUAACGCAAUAGGAUACUCAGAAUAGACAUUUUCUGUUGUUAUCCCUCGUGUGGCUUUUUUUGCAUCUGAAAUGACCUAUGUUUUUUUAUGGAGUCAUCCCUAUUCAAUAUAUACAUAUGUAUAUUAAUAUAUACAUAUCUAUAUAUAUAUAUAGUUAGUUAGUUUUAUUCUUGAAAAUUUGUACAGCAUAUCAUGGUCAGUUAACUAGAUUUGAUUUUGUGAAGCCCACUUUUAACAGAACUUUUAUCGUGAAGCAAGGGCUUCAAUGACUGGCAGUAUUUAAAUUCAAUUGAGAGUGAUUACAGAAAAUGACAACUGUGUGUUUAACUAUCUAAACAAAAAUGGUAUGUGUAUUAUUUUUCUUUUCUUUCCAGAGUAACUUAGGUGUCUUGUAUAUGUUUAAAGUAUGAGUGUUCAAAUGAUAGGAAAUCUGUAUAAAAAAAUAUUUUUUUUAUAUUUCCCUAUUUCAUUUAUUGAUUUUUAUUUUUUAUUUUUCUCUUUAACUGUAUAGCAUGGCUAUAAUCCUAUGCAAUAUGUAUUCUUAAAUAGAUCUAUGGAGGGCAGUUUGUUUUACUCAGUGAAGCUUUAAUAUUGUUGGAAUCACUUGGAAGCGGGCAUAGCAAAAUUCACUGCUGUAGCUGCAUGACUCCUGUUUCAAUACAAUGUAUCCAUGUGUGUUGAGGUGGAAAUGGACCUGCAUCAAGGUGGGAACAGAGGGACCAGAGUAUAUAGCCACGAUCAAACAUAUGAGUGAGACCAAUAUUUUUUUUCUGAAUAAAAAAAUUGAAAUUCUUUUUU
Xyrichtys novacula (pearly razorfish) is the source of this 32240-nucleotide messenger RNA. Lineage: Eukaryota; Metazoa; Chordata; Actinopteri; Labriformes; Labridae. The record is from the annotation of a GenBank genome assembly.